Messenger RNA from Ornithodoros turicata, 646 nucleotides. RefSeq lists its product as uncharacterized. The transcript has 4 exons. The record is from RefSeq and is a predicted model, not a curated record. Bases 225 to 536 code for a protein of 103 amino acids. NCBI's taxonomy places the organism in Eukaryota, Metazoa, Arthropoda, Arachnida, Ixodida, Argasidae.
CAUUGUAGCCAGCCGUCUCGGUUGUAUUCUCGCCAAAAAAAGUUAAACGCCUGCUCGUACUGCUCGUGCUCGUACUUUGAGCCUUUUAUGACAUGGUUUAAAAUGACAUCUGAUAAGCUGUAGUGUGGACAAAGUUAUCUUUAUGCUCAUUAGGCGAUACAAGUGACUGUCCUCGAGUCAUCAUCAACGUUUUGCCGUGGUCUGGGAUUUGACGAAGCAUUCGCAUGAUUUAUGCUAGUCUGCUUUUCAGAAGGAAACUGUGGGAUCAGCUCUUACGCGUAAUGGCGUCCGUGCCGUACACGAUCCAUUCUGCCGUGUGUCUGCAUCAAAACUUAAAACGCAAUGAGCAAGACAAUAGCGUCGCACCCAUCAACACCCAGGAAGCGACGCUGCCUCGCUACAAUCCAAAACUGAUGAAUAGCAUCUGGGGACUGUACAACCGCUAUGCUCCUCAUUCCUUUCAGAAGAACUGCGAAAACACUGUUGCCCAGUUGCCCAAAGUCAGGUCCUUUGGACUUUGGGACAGACUACACUGAGCUGAAUUUUUUGUGCACCCUACGUGGCAAGAAAAAGCAAGCGUCUUCGUGUCUUCUUUUUUCUACUGGAUUGAAAUUAAAAUUGCCUCCAUGGUAAAUAUGUGAAUGAU